GGCCAGCGCCCGGGCCCUACCAUUCUGAUUGAGGCUAGGGGGUGGGAGGAUGGAGGCUUCAGGAGCUGAGGACUAGGGAACGGUGAGGAGAGUUGACAGCCGAGGAGGAGGACAGCUUUCUGUACAUUCUCUCAGGCACCUGACAGAAGCCCCAACAAUUCGAGGCCGGGCAGCGUGGAAGGAGCAGGGGUGAUGUGGCCCGUUCCCCCUGCUCAGCGCGAUUGGGUGGCGCCUCAGCGGGGGAGCGUGGGGGCGGGGGAGGGUGUCCCCCUCCGCGCCGUUAAAAUGAAACUCUAGUGGCUGGAGUCAGGGCAGAGCGUGAGGGGAGCCAGCGCUGGCUGGUUUGCUUUUAACCCGGCGGGAGCGCUCGACAGAGCAGAGCUAACUGGACUCUCGGACGGCCCCCAUCCCGAGGCUGCAGCAGCUUCGGUUCCAAGCCCGACCGCAACCGAGCCCGAGUCCCGGCCCCUGAGGGGAUCUCUCCCUGCAGACCAGUGGGACCCCGAAACUUGAACGCAAUACCCAACCCCCUUUUUAUGCCCCCCCCCCGCCCGUCACUUCCCCACCUCUCUCCCAAGCGUUCUUUUUUUUUUUCCCCCCUCUCCAUUCCCCCUCCUUCGAAGGACACAAAAGUGGUUUCCUCGGAAGAAUUUGGAGGCAAUGAGAGCUUUUCUCUUUGGAGAGCAAGUGUGUAGAAGAGAUUUUUGGGAAGCCGCUUUUUAGCACCUCUGCCCUCCCCCCCCAAACCUCUCUGUACCUCUCGGAGGAGAAGAGCCCACAGACUGAACGUUGGGGGCGGGGGGCAUUUUGCUCGUUGCCGGAGGAGGAGCGGGGGAGAGGACAGGACCCCCGUCCUCGUCCUGGCAGUUGGCUGGACUUGUACCGGCCGUUGGAAACGCCGAAGUAUAUUUCCGAGUGGGACUUUGACAGAGAGAGAGAGAUGUUAGAUUUUUAAAUAGCAGAUAAAAGUAUCUAUGCUUUCUAUAUAUUUCCUGACGACCUGCCCGUGACAGCGCGAUGUACAAUACCGUGUGGAGUAUGGACCGCGAUGACGCAGACUGGAGGGAGGUGAUGAUGCCCUAUUCGACAGAACUGAUAUUUUAUAUUGAAAUGGAUCCUCCAGCUCUUCCACCAAAGCCACCUAAGCCAGUGACUUCAGCCGUGACAAAUGGAAUGAAGGAUGGUUCUAGUUCUCUUCAGGAUGCAGAAUGGUACUGGGGGGAUAUUUCAAGGGAGGAGGUAAAUGACAAAUUACGGGACAUGCCAGAUGGUACCUUCUUGGUCAGAGAUGCCUCAACAAAAAUGCAGGGAGAUUACACUUUGACUUUGAGGAAGGGAGGCAAUAAUAAGCUAAUAAAGAUCUAUCAUCGAGAUGGUAAAUACGGCUUUUCUGAUCCUCUGACGUUUAAUUCUGUGGUGGAACUCAUUAACCACUAUCAUCACGAAUCUCUCGCUCAGUACAACCCCAAACUUGAUGUGAAGCUGAUGUACCCAGUGUCCAGAUACCAACAGGAUCAGUUGGUAAAAGAAGAUAACAUUGAUGCAGUAGGUAAAAAACUGCAAGAGUACCACUCUCAGUAUCAGGAAAAGAGUAAAGAGUAUGACAGGCUAUAUGAAGAAUAUACCAGAACAUCCCAGGAAAUACAGAUGAAGAGGACUGCAAUUGAAGCUUUUAAUGAGACAAUUAAGAUAUUCGAAGAACAGUGUCACACACAAGAACAACAUAGCAAAGAAUAUAUUGAGCGAUUUCGGAGAGAGGGGAAUGAAAAGGAAAUUGAACGAAUUAUGAUGAAUUAUGACAAAUUGAAAUCACGUCUGGGUGAGAUUCAUGAUAGCAAAAUGCGUCUAGAGCAAGAUUUGAAGAAACAAGCUUUGGACAACCGGGAAAUAGAUAAAAAAAUGAAUAGUAUCAAACCUGACCUGAUCCAGCUGCGCAAGAUCCGAGAUCAGCACCUUGUGUGGCUCAAUCACAAAGGAGUGAGACAGAAACGCCUGAAUGCCUGGCUGGGAAUCAAGAAUGAGGAUGCUGAUGAGACCUAUUUUGUCAAUGAGGAAGAUGAAAAUCUGCCCCAUUAUGAUGAGAAAACCUGGUUCGUUGAGGAUGUCAAUCGAGUACAAGCAGAGGAUCUGCUUUAUGGGAAGCCCGAUGGCGCCUUCUUAAUUCGGGAGAGUAGCAAGAAAGGAUGCUACGCUUGCUCUGUGGUCGCCGACGGGGAGGUGAAGCACUGCGUGAUCUACAGCACGGCUCGCGGCUACGGCUUUGCAGAGCCCUACAAUCUGUACAGCUCGCUGAAGGAGCUGGUGCUCCAUUACCAGCAGACGUCCCUGGUCCAGCACAACGACUCCCUCAACGUCAGGCUCGCCUACCCUGUCCACGCACAGAUGCCCUCGCUCUGCAGGUAGAGAGGAGUGGGAAGAGAGGCGGCUCUCUGGCAUCGUUUCUGCAGCUUGUUAGACGAUGAGGGCAUUCUUUCUACGUAGACUGCUUGUUUUGCACAAGAAGUGAAUCUGUGAAUGUGAAGUGGAGAGAGAGGCCGAGCAGCAGCUGGCCGGGAUGGGGCAUGAGGGGCCUGAGGUUCUCUGGGACUCAGCCGUGCCGCUGCACUGACAUAGGAAGCUGGAAGCAGAUGUUGAUUUUUGGAAAGAAUAUUUCUUUGGGGUUUUUGUUUUGUUUAGCCAGCUUCUCUCAACAGGACACGUUAGGCCUGGUGAGCGUGGGGGGUUGUAUCUGGAAGCCUCUGGCACGUCGCUGUCCUCUUGUGAGAGGCCAUGUCCCUGGGAGGGUGUGGCGGGGCAGGGCUCUGUUGGGGGUCUCUUCUGACCUGGCAGUCUUUCCUAACUUCCUCCACAAAAGAGGGCGGUUUUGGUUCUGUAGUGGAAUGGCACUUGGUGAAAAACACAACCAAAGGAAAAUGGGGAGGCUUGGGAUUUCAUUUAAAGACUCGUAGUCAAGGGGUAAAAAGCUCUCACCCGAAGGUACUUUAUUUCUUAACCAACAUAGUUUAGGCAUCAGCAUCUCAUCGCUCCUCCUUCUAAAGAAGCAUUCUGUUUAGAAACCAAAUUGAUUUCAGCAGAACAGUGAUUGUUGCCAGACGAAGUUCUGAUGGAAAAAAGCGGCCCUCGUAUCUGAAUGCACAUGUCUGUCCCAAACCUGAAAAUCAGAGGAAGCCUCGAACUUGUUCGUUUCAGCAAACUCGGACAUUGGUCAGUGUACCUCCUCUUGCCUUGCCCUUGUUUCUCAGAGAUGAGGAAUGGUGUUCUUUGUGUGGGCUGGUGAGCUUUGAAUCAUAAAAUGAAGUUGGUGCUUGUGUGGUGUUUCCUUAGCCUAAAGAAUAAUCUGUCCUUCGAAACCCUUGUUCCUUGUUUGUAUGAGUAAAGAAAAGGUGUGAUCCGGUGUUUUAGAUGCUCGAGAUACCAAACAGUGACGCUGGACAGCACGCUUCCGUGUGCUUCCCCGAGGUUAAAGGCCCUGCAGAAUAGUCACCAUGGUUUGCUGUCCCUUCAUCUCCUGUCCUCUGCUGGGUGGGGCCCUGGGGAGCCACAGGUGGCCAGGGCUGUAGCUGAAAGGGAGCCAGUAAAGUGGGUUCAGGGACUUCAGUAAAUCGCAGACCCAGAGGCUCUAGUGUCAAGGGUGAGGGUUGUACCACAUCACCCCUGUGCUUCCAUACACUGGCUUCUGAGGCUUCCGCAAGGAAAGGAAAGGAUGGAUUGGAAAUUAGGCUCUUAGUCAAAGCCGUCUGGACGCUUUUCUCUGUCUUUUUUUUUUUUUUUGGUGUCAUCUUGCCAUUAAGACAAUGUGCAGGCCGUCCUUAGGCGUCAGUGGCCCCGAUUAUAGGCCAGGAAUCUUCCACUCCGUGUGGGUGAGAUCUUCCGGCGGAGCAAAGCUGGGCAUCAGUCACGCCUGCCUCCACUGCGCCCACCGCCGUCUGUCCACACUCACUUGACAGAUACAAUCCAGUUGCCUCCGAGCCAAUCCUAGAGCCGUAACAGGCCCCAGGUGAGUGAGUGGUGCGAGCCCAAAGCUGUGCAGUCAGGUAUCCCGGCUGCUAGAGAAGCCACCGUCUUGAGUCUUGGAGCGUAAGAGUUACAGCUAGGAAAGCUCUAGUUCGGGGGAUGAAAGACAGUAUUUUGCUUUCCCCGAGCACUUAUCUUGGUGAGGGGGUCUAGAAUGGACCGUGACAUAGAAAUAGACAUAGAUGAAAAAUCUGAGGAAAAACCUCCCGAGUUACUAACAGGAUAAGAAGGGGGCAUAUCUUUGGCUUCUCCUUGGUUAUGUCGCAACUUCAGGAUUGGGUGAGGCAGAUAAAUGAAACCCGCUCCAGGGUCACUGUUCUGACCUAAGCUCUUAACCGAGAGCCAGCUGGACAUUCUUCCCCAAAUUGCCGGAUUGAAAUCUUGCUGGUUUUACUGAGUAAUGCCAGACUGACUGCUACCAGGCGUGCCUGGAUGGCUUUGCGCCUGGGGUCGAACCCACUUGAGCAGCAAGCUGCUCGGGAUUGGGCGCAGGGAAUCCCUUCGUCUGGUUCUAAAACUCGGUGUUCCAAAUGUCUCUUACAAGAAAUGGAAACAAGGCUGAGGAUACAUGCCUCUGACAUCAGACUGUGUUCUGCUCCUUGUCUGGCGGGCGUUAGGGUGUGCAGAGAGCGGGCGAGCACCAUCCACUGUCUGCACUUGGCGGGCUCAUGGGGCAGGGCUGCUCUUCCCAAGCCCCACGUUCCUUCAUGCUCUUCUCUCCUUGUUCGUUCUGGAGUUCGUUGCUUUGUGGGAACUAAGACCUAGAGACAUUUGGAGAAUUUGGCAAGUAUUUGCUUGAUCUCGAGCCUGUGGAGAUGGUAUCGGGACCAGUCUGGUAACUACGUGGAGGGUCCUGUGCAUCCCCUUUGCUCCAUGGUCUUGGCACAGACCCUGGCCUCCUUCCUCGGGAUCCCCUCUGUCCUGUCCCACCCUCUGGGCCCUGGGCUUCUCUCUUGGCAUCUGAACUGUAGCCUCCCUGAGGCAGAGUAGCGACAGACCACAACCAGAGGGGCUUAUUGUUUUCCUGGCUAGAAAAGCUGGCCACCAGUGGGGCAGCAGCGUGGGGCUGGCUGGACCCUGGUCCUCCACCCAUCUUUCCUAGGUGGAGCUUUCAUCACAGAACAGUGCUGUCUCCAUCUGGCCACGGAUGCUAACUGAACCUUGGCCAUGGCUCAGGCCUGUACAGGCUAGCUUUAUCCUCACCACUGAUUUGGCCAAGGUUGUGCACUUCCUAGUAUCUUGCCCUACCCUGUCUCCACGCCUGGAUGGGACCUCAUGUGCUUUGAAGAAGCUUUGAGAGCCAGUGUGGUGUCUUCCAUGGGUCUCCUCUCCCUGCAGCAAGAAACUAGCCUCAUGGGUCCCCUUGAGCCAAAUAUCAUCUGGGCAAGUCCUGGUUCCUCGAGGUGGUCUCUGUUGCCAGUUAAGACUCCUUAGUAGGUCUCUGUGCCUCAGUGGCCUCAAAGCAGAGGGUCCAGAGGGUCUCUGCUGUCAACUGCUCAGCCUUGCUCGAGCUCCAGCCACUUGUGACAACCAACCUUGUUCCCUUACCAAUUCCAGCAUGUGACUUUGGUGCCCUGUUGUUACUCGUGAAAAACCUCUUCUUCUGUUGUCUUUGAUGUAGUCAAAAAAAUUCAUGUAGUUACGUAACAAUAUCUGAUUCACAAGGAAGCCAACUCUAUGUCUUGUGUUGGGACAGUUCAUAAUGUAGUUCCUAGACCACUUUUGCGAAUUGUUCUUGUCACCAGAUGUGUUCAGACAUUGCUGUGCAGUUGUGGGGAAGGGAGGGGGAAGGUGAGGGAGAUAAACGUUUCGGUCUUUUUGUUUUUACCUUCCCCAGGAGGGGACAGUCUGGUCAACUUGCUCCAAUAGCGCAAUAAAGACAUUGCAAUAAAG
Molecule: messenger RNA, 5907 nt
Organism: Sus scrofa (pig)
Lineage: Eukaryota; Metazoa; Chordata; Mammalia; Artiodactyla; Suidae
Gene: PIK3R3
Product: phosphoinositide-3-kinase regulatory subunit 3
Biological process (GO): insulin receptor signaling pathway; phosphatidylinositol phosphate biosynthetic process
Cellular component (GO): phosphatidylinositol 3-kinase complex
Molecular function (GO): 1-phosphatidylinositol-3-kinase regulator activity
Source: RefSeq, a predicted model, not a curated record